Arabidopsis lyrata subsp. lyrata is the source of this 1969-nucleotide messenger RNA. Its product is annotated as nuclear envelope integral membrane protein 2-like. The record is from RefSeq and is a predicted model, not a curated record. The transcript is spliced from 7 exons. NCBI's taxonomy places the organism in Eukaryota, Viridiplantae, Streptophyta, Magnoliopsida, Brassicales, Brassicaceae. The coding region runs from base 79 to 1215 and encodes 378 amino acids.
CUCUUAAAAUCCAAAUCUGCACUUGAUCGGAAUUUUGAUUCAAAUCCAAGAAAUCAUCAUCGAAACAUAGAAAUCACGAUGGGCAAUUAUCUUCUUCUCCACGUUAUCGUAAUCACCUUUGCUUUCUCGUCCCUCGUUUCAGGUGCUCAACUGUUGGUCACUCCUCGUUUAGAGGUUAAGGGUUCUCCUGGAUCUCUAUGUGACAGGAUACUUAUCCAUGGAAUUCCAAGGCUUACACGUAUAGACAUGUAUGCACAUUCACUCAAGCUGAUAGUUAACGCUUCAUCCGAUGGGGAAACACACGUUUGCUUCCAUAGUGAUUUCUCGCUUGCACUUGGAAUGUGCCCUCAUAAUCAAUGGAAGAAAGUCUCUAAUGGUUCAUGGACUCAGAAAAUGUCACCAUUUUUUUACUACAAGCUCCUUGAUGUAAGAGUAGCUAGCUCAUCCGAGGUCACUCUGAAAGUGUCUACUGUAAAAGAAUGGCUUAUGUAUCGCUAUGUAUUCCUAAUCCUUGGUACCAUUUUGCUGACUUAUGCUUCAACAUUGAGUAGAUCAUAUGCCUUUUAUUAUGUUACUACUUUUUCGGUUGGUUUGAUCCCUGUUGGGCUACUACUAUGCUUUCAGGUAUUUUACUUUCUAAAACUCUCUUUUCAGUUGUUUUUUUCUUUGCUUACCUAUAAAAGAGUGUUUGUACAGGUAGUGAAGCAUGCACGGAGUCGUCGUUUGGAGUUCUUCUUGUAUCGAUUUCUGGUUUGUUUAUGUUAUGUCAUUGGUCCCUACAUACCUAGUUUCACUCAAAGUAUGCUGAGAGUGAUGGGGUUCAGAGAAGGAUUUUAUAAACCUGUGUUAUAUGUUUGGGUGCCGUCUCUAUAUAUGUGGGGAAUUCUUUGUGGACUUUUUGCUAUCAAUUCACAACUUCUCCUAACUCAAGAUGGUUCCAUUGACGUUAGCACAUCACUCUUCAUUUCUUGGGCCAUCUGGAUAUUUGCGGCAGUUUUGAUUCUUCUGAGCUCUUGGGAUCCUAUGCUUGCUUGGGGAGCAUUAAUCGUUGUGAUUGUUAUGUCACGGAUGUUCAGGACGAUCACUGGUUUGAUUUUCCCGAUGACGCAUACGCGAGUGAGUUGCAAUCUGUUCAACAUUUCAUGUCGGCGAUCAAGAAAAAACAUCUGUUUGGAAUUGGAAAGUGAUAAAUUAAACCAUGUGUCUAUAGUUUGAUUUACAUCUUGAAUACAUAUUGAAAAUGUGAUCUAUUCCUUUUACCGCAUUUACCAGUCAUGUUUACCAAACUAAAAGUGUCAUACCAUUUGGUGUAAAUUUUUGGUCUUUUUUUUUAAAGGAACCGAUAAAACUGACACUAUGAAAUUGAUAUGAACUUAGUAGCACAGGUGUACAAAAUUUGCAUAAAUUCAGAAAAUGUAUAUUUCACGCUAAAAUUUUAGAUUAGAGUAAGUUUGGUCAGGCGACAAAAGAAGAUAAAAGCAGAAUUUCUUAAUCAAUAUUAGUUCUAACUUUCAGCUAAUUGACAAGGAGACCACAUGUUACAUGUAAUAAGUACUAGUCGGAGAUAAGGCGACUAGCUACACAUGUAUGGCUAUUCAUGAAGGACUCUUCUAGCGACUUGCAAGAGCUUUUCAUGAGAUGUCCAAAAGAAACAGAAACAGAGAUUCAUACAAAGGCUUACAUACGGGAGAGCCCAAACUUCUAUCAACUAAACCCAUAUAGGGUAUUACCGCAAUACUCUCAUAUAGAAAGUAACAAUUUCAGCUGAAGUCUUGAGAAAGAAGCUCUAUAACAAGAGCUUAAAAUACAUCCUAUAAGUGACAUCAGUCACAUAGAAAUUUUUCUGGCGAAACUGAUUAACAACCAGCAAAGAGGCGGGAACCCUAUGAUGAAAAUUUUUAGCAACUAAUAUCAAAACACUAGACAAGCUGGGCUUUGUAAGCCUAUGCUUUCAUUUUCCAUGUUUCAA